Cynoglossus semilaevis (tongue sole) is the source of this 3955-nucleotide messenger RNA. RefSeq names its product cadherin 6 (gene cdh6). The record is from RefSeq and is a predicted model, not a curated record. Gene Ontology annotation, cellular component: adherens junction; catenin complex; plasma membrane. Gene Ontology annotation, molecular function: beta-catenin binding; cadherin binding; calcium ion binding. The coding region runs from base 306 to 2726 and encodes 806 amino acids. The transcript has 12 exons. Lineage: Eukaryota; Metazoa; Chordata; Actinopteri; Pleuronectiformes; Cynoglossidae. Gene Ontology annotation, biological process: cell morphogenesis; multicellular organism development; calcium-dependent cell-cell adhesion.
AGUGGGUUGAGGGACCGAGGAAGGGGGAGUGGAGGAGAGAGAGGACGGGGUGGAGAGAGGGACAGGGGAGAGAGGGAGCAGACAGUCAGUCAGUCUCGCGGUCUCCUCUGGAUUCACCGUUGGUCAGCGACGCGCACCCACAGCAUCUCACGGGCGGUGAGUUAGUGUCUCCGCCGGCGCUGCUCUCCUCACAGUUACGACCCUGAAGACUAUGACCGGUGGAUCUGUCUGCCAGUCCGUGGUCAUCCAGCUGGACAGAUAAGAGCAUCGGCGACCUGUACAUCCAACGCCUGCGCCCCAGGAAAAUGAGGACUCUCUUAUUGUGCAUCACUUGGCUUUGUCUCUGCCUGUCCCUGGAAGGCCUGUCUUUGAUUUCAUGGAGAACAGAGGCGGUGGACGGGAGAGGAAGUGGGGCAGCCAUCAGAGGAAAGAAACUGCUUCGAAGAGUCAAACGGGGAUGGAUGUGGAACCAGUUUUUCCUGCAGGAGGAGUACACAGGCAGUGACUACCAGUACAUUGGCAAGCUUCAGUCAGACCAGGACCAUGGCAACGGUGUGGUCAGAUAUGUCCUGUCUGGUGAAGGAGCCGGCAGCAUCUUCGUCAUCGACCAGAAUAACGGCGACCUGCAUGCCACCCGCCGCCUGGAUCGUGAGGAAAAGUCUUUUUAUAUACUCAGAGCCACAGUUGUGGACAAGCGCACGGGUCAAAAGCUGGAGCCGGAGACAGAGUUCACCAUCAAACUUCACGACAUCAAUGAUAAUGAGCCCACGUUCAGUAAAGAGGUCUACACUGCCACCGUGCCAGAGCGCUCCGACAUCGGGACGUCCAUCAUCCAAGUGACCGCCACGGAUGCUGAUGACAGCAUGUAUGGCAGCAGUGCUAAACUGGUGUACAGCAUCAGCCAGGGACACCCGUACUUCUCUGUGGACCCAAACACUGGUGUGAUCCGUACAGCACUGGGUCCUGGGGACAUGGACCGUGAGCAGAGAGAGCACUACCAGGUGGUGAUCGAGGCCAAAGACAUGGCCGGUCAGAGGGGGGGGCUCACGGGCACCACGGUGGUAAACAUCAGCCUGACUGACGUCAACGACAACCCGCCCCGCUUCACCCAGAGUAUUUACCAGUUUAGAGUCCCGGAGCUAGCCAAGUCUGGAACCCCAGUCGGGCGAAUCCAGGCCACUGACAGAGACGUGGGGAGGAACGCAGAGAUGUAUUUCACUAUCAUCAGCGGAGACGGCAUGGACGUGUACGAGAUUUUCACGGACAAAGACACUCAGGAGGGAGUGAUCACUGUCAGCAAGCCCCUGGACUUUGAAAAGAAACCGUCGUACACUGUGGAAAUCCAGGUCCAGAACACACACAUGGACCCGCGCUUCAUGUCUGCAGGAUCCAAAGAUGUGGCCACAGUGAGGAUUGCGGUGGAGGACAUGGAUGAGCCGCCCAUGUUUGACAAGGCCAGUUAUGUGAUGGAGCUGAAAGAAGACGCUGAGGUGGGAGUGGCAGUGGGCUCCGUCAGCGCCGUGGACCCAGAUGCAGCCCGCAGCAUGGUCAAGUACUCCAUCGACCGCCGCACCGACAUGGACCGCCUCUUCAACAUCCAUCCAGGGAAUGGAUCUGUGUUCCUGCUCAAACGUCUGGACAGAGAGGAGGCAGCCUGGCACAACAUCUCCGUCCUGUGUUUGUCUUCAGACAACCCCCGUCAGAGCAGCCACGUCCCGGUCUACAUCCAGGUGUUGGACAUCAACGACAACCCUCCGACCUUUGCCACCGUUUAUGAAACCUUCGUCUGUGAAAGAACCAAGGCUGGACAGCCGAUCCAGACGGUCAGCGCCGUUGAUGCGGAUGAGCCGUCAUCAGGACACAAGUUCUUCUUCAGUCUUGCCCCCGAGAAGAUGCACCGAAGCAACUUCACCGUCCGAGACAAUGGAGAUAACACCGCCAGCAUCCUGACACGGAGAGCCAGCUACAGCCGACUUCACCAGAGCAUCUACCUGGUUCCCGUGGUGAUCACAGACGGCGACUACCCCAUGCAGAGCAGCACGGGGACCCUCACUGUGCGGGUGUGCACCUGUGACCGCGACGGCAACAUGGAGCUGUGUAAUCCUGAGGCUCUGAGCAGCUCGGCUGGCAUUAGCACGGGGGCGCUCAUCGCCAUCCUCCUGUGCGCCAUCAUACUGCUGAUGAUUGUGGUUCUGUUCACGGCCUUAAAACGCCAGAGGAAGCAGGAACCGCUCAUCAUCUCCAAGGAGGACGUCCGCGACAACGUGGUGAGCUACAACGACGAAGGCGGCGGUGAGGAGGACACUCAGGCUUUUGACAUCGGAGCGCUGCGACAUCCCGACGCGGCCACGUCUAUGGAGGAAUCUGCCAAACAGAGGCGUGACAUCAUCCCCACUGACACCCUGCUCUACCCGCCGCUGCGCCGACCCGUAGCUGCCAACAACCUCAUGAUGCCGCCGGCCAGCUUGGUCUCGCGGGACAACGGCGACGUGCGUGAAUUCAUCAACCAGAGAAUUCUGGAGAACGACUGUAACCCCACGGCGCCCCCCUAUGACUCGCUGGCCACCUACGCCUACGAGGGAACUGGCUCAGUGGCCGAGUCGCUGAGCUCCCUGGGCUCGGUGUCGUCGGAGGCUGAGCAGGACUAUCACUACCUGAGUGACUGGGGGCCCAGGUUCAGGAAACUGGCUGACCUGUACGGGGCUGAGGACAGUGAUUUCUCCUAACAAAGACACACACAGUCACACACACUGAGACACACGACACAAACACACACACACUUCAAUGUCAAAGGCAAGAUUCAAGAUUUUGACCAGCGCAGGGCCGAGCAGAGCAGUCACAGACUGGAAAUAAAAAAACAAAAAAUAAAAAAAAAGGAGAAAAAAAAGACUAUUUUUUCACAUACGGCGAGAGUUGAUUCCUGAAAUGCAAGAACGGAGAAUGAAACCUGAUCUCUGUCCUGCCUUUACUUCACAUGAACGUUAACAAGUCUUUUUUCAAAAGAAGACCCAGAGUCUCAGAUAUGUUUAUUUGGGAACCCAGGUGUAAAUCGACCAAUCCGAGGGCGGAUCCAAAGACCUUUCAGUUUCCCCAGUUUGGACCUCUGCAGCAACUCUUUUCUGGCCUGAAAGGCGUUGGGAAAUUAAAUUAGACUGUAUUUUCUAUGGAGAAUUGGACUUUUCAGGUUAUGCUUUAAUCUCUGAAUAAUUAUUUUGCUGAGUAUUGCUUGUGGCUUCUGUGUGCCAUUUGUGUCGGGCUCCGAGGAGCAUUUGGAACGAGGUCAGUCAACAAAACCCGUGUUUGUUUUUGUUCUUGUUUUUUUUCCCUCCCAGAACUGAACCGCACUCUUUGCUGCAGAUAUAGAGUGAAGAGUGUGUGUGGAAAACACAGUUUUAUUUUCUUUCUGACUAAGUGCCCUUUGUGCUGCCCUUCAAGCUGAACUGCGAACGUCUGUGCUGCGGUCGACACUGGAGGCGGCUGACGACUUUUCCCUGAUUGCUUUUUGUCGUUCUGGCUGUUGUACAAAAUGAUCAUUCCAGAGGAGCUGUUCUGAAGGAUCCUCGCUCGAAAAUCAACCUUCUUCGGGACACAGAGUAAAGAAAACUCCUUCGAUGCACUGAUUGCUUUAUGUUUAUGCAGUUUUUUUUUUUUUGUUUGUUUUUUGUGCUGCGCAAAGAACAAAGAAAUAGAUGUUGACCACAGCAUUUUUACAUUUUUAACUAAUUGGACUGGUGUGUUGUCAGAACUGUCGCUGGAUACAGUUGUACUGGAAGAAUAUAACCGAAGAUUCAACCGACCUUUCAUUUCUCUUGAGUGAAACGCAGUGUAAAAUGUUACACGUGCGGUCGCCGAACAGUGUUGAGGAAUAUCGUGGAUGGUAUUUUGGUCUCCAACGUCAUUAAGGAGAUGUGGAGAUCUGUCACAUUAAAAAAAAUGUUAUUGUUUAAAUGUUCAG